This is a messenger RNA of Poecile atricapillus (Black-capped chickadee), 3313 nucleotides long. RefSeq names its product RAS protein activator like 3 (gene RASAL3). Lineage: Eukaryota; Metazoa; Chordata; Aves; Passeriformes; Paridae. Bases 1 to 3246 code for a protein of 1081 amino acids. The transcript is spliced from 18 exons. The record is from RefSeq and is a predicted model, not a curated record. Gene Ontology annotation, biological process: regulation of GTPase activity.
AUGGAUCUCCACGCCCCCCCCGCCCCCCCCGAGCCCCCCGCCCUCCUCCGGAGCUACCGGUGGCUGACGGCGACCCCCGGGGGGGACCCCGAAAAGUCCCCGGGGAGCCGCCGCUGGGGCUGGAAACGCUCCUACAGCCACCCCGACAGCGACAGGGGCGGCGACAGAGGUGGCGACAGAGGUGGCGACAGAGGUGGCGACAGAAGUGUCCCCAAGGCCACCGCGCGGAGGUCGCUCUUCCAAAGGGCGUUUUCCGCCCCCUCCAAGGCUCCCAAAACUUUGGGGGACCCCAAAGGAGCCCAGGGGACAUCGGGGGACCCCAAGGGACAGGAGGGGACAGCGGGGGACCCCAAGGGACAGGAGGGGACAUCGGGGGACCCCAGGGGACAGGAGGGGACCCCCCUGCAGCGGUACCUGCGCUCCGUGGGAAAGAGGAGGGGACGCGGUGACAGCGGAGCCCGAGCGGAGCUGGGGGGGCUCGAUGGGGCAGUGACGCCCCUGGGGACGUCCCCGCUGCCACCCGAUGUCACCGUGUGGGACGUGUCCCAGUUCUCGCUGGUGGACGGACACCUGGUGCCACUGGGCAGGGACGAGGAGGGCUCGUGGCGGAGCAGGACCCGCACUGGCAGUGCCACCUCCGAGGCCACCAAGCUGUCCCCAACGGGCAGGAGGGACCUGGACCAGGUCACGAGGAGCCCCGAAAAUGAGACCCCCCCGAGCUCCCAGUUCAGCAACGUCAAGGGGCUGCUGUGGAAGAGGCUCCUCCGGGACAGGAGAAUUCGCGGUGGCACCAAAAGCGACGCGGUGGCGGCGGCCCCGGAGGGUGACAGGGUCCCCAGCCGCAGCGCUUCCCGCGAGUCCCUGCUGCCACCGCCGGAGCUGGACCUGACCGGGGACAACGUCACCGUGCGGCCGGUGCACGGCAGCGUGGUGGGGGAGAGGUUCUGCUUCCAGGUGAUCACGCCCGAGGGCAGCCGCUCCUUCGGCUGCUCCUCCCUGGCCGAGCGCGACCGCUGGAUCGAGGAGCUGCGCCGGACAGCCCAGCCCAACAAGGACAACUGCGAGCGCCUGGAGCUGGCUCUGACCCUUUGGGUCUACGAGGGCCGGGACCUCCCCUCCGGCCGCCGCCUGCGCUGCCACCUCCAGCUGGACGGCGCCGUCUUCGCCCGCACCACGGCCAAACCGCCCGGCGCCGACGGCCGCCUCUUCUGGGGCGAGCUCUUCCAGCUGGCCGCGCUGCCCCCGGCGCGCGCCCUCACCGUCGCCCUGUGCCGCGACGACGCCGCCGGCCGUCCGCUGGCCGCCGUCACCAUCCCGCUGGCCGAGCUGGAUGAGCGCUGGUACCCCCUGAGCGGCGGCGGCGGCGGCGGCGGCGGCGAGCGGGCGCCGGCGGUGCGGCUGCGCGGGCGCUACCGGCGGGUGCGGGUGUUGCCCAUCGUGCGCUACAAGGAGCUGGCGGAGUUCGUCACCUUCCACUACCGGGAGCUGUGCGGCCGCCUGGAGCCGGCCAUCGCCGCGCGGCACAAGGAGGAGCUGGCCGGCGCCUUGGUGCGCGUCCUGCAGAGCACCGGCAAGGCCAAGUCGUUCCUGAUCGACCUGGGCGUGGCCGAGCUCGACCGGUUCCAGGAGCACGAGGCCCUGAUCUUCCGCGAGAACUCCUUGGCCACCAAGGCCAUCGACGAGUACAUGAAGCUGGUGGGGGCCAAGUACCUGCAGGACACGCUGGGGGAGGUGGUGGCCCAGCUCUGCAGCUCCGAGGAGAGCUCCGAGGUGGACCCCAGCAGGUGCUCGGGGCAGCUGGAGCUGUCGGAGCACCAGCAGCACCUGCGGCAGCUCUGCGAGGAGACCCUGCGGCGCAUCACCGACGGCUCCGAGUCCUUCCCGGCCGAGCUGGCCGAGGUGUUCUCGGCGUGGCGCCAGGAGUGCGCGGCGCGGGCCAAGGUGGCCAUGGGCCAGCGCCUGGUGUCGGCCUCGCUCUUCCUGAGGUUCCUCUGCCCGGCCAUCAUGUCCCCGAGCCUCUUCGGCCUGGUCCAGGAGUACCCGGCCGAGGCCACCGCCCGCACCCUCACCCUGGUGGCCAAGGUCAUCCAGAACUUGGCCAACUUCACCACGUUUGGCGAGAAGGAGCCCUACAUGACCUUCAUGAACGAGUUCCUGGAGCAGAACUGGGCCACCAUGAGCCAGUUCCUGGAGGCCGUGGCCACCCCCGAGGCCAGCGCCCACAUGGCCACCUACGAUGGCAGCGUGGACCUGGCCCUGGAGCUCGCCACGCUCCACCUGCUGCUCUGUGACAUCUUCUCCAGCCUCCAGCAGGACACGCAGGAGGAGCUGGAGCCGCUGCCCACCAUCCUCAGGGCCAUCAGGGAGGGGACACCGGUCCCUGUGUCCGUGCGCCUCAGCUCCAGCGCCAGGAGGAGCCCCUCGGAGCCCCCCAGGCCGGUUUUUGUCGCCCCGCGGGAUCUGGGCCAGCUCGGUCCCCUCAUCAAGAGCCAGUCCCUGACCAGCGUCCGGCGCGCGCGGGGCCGCGAGGAGGGGACAGCGGCGGGGACACCCCCGGAGCCACCCCCGGAGCCAUCCCCGGAGCCAUCCCCGGUACCGGGACCGGCCCCGGUUCCGCUCCGGCACCGCCGGAACGUCCAGCGGACCCAGAGCGUCCCGGCACAGGGCAAGGCCACCCGCGCUCCGGCCACUGCGGCCACCGCCGGCCACGAGCCCGAGGGGACACCGGGGGACCGAGCGGGGACCGGGGAUGGCCCGCCCCGGGGGAAGCUCCGCUCGUCGGCGUCGCUGCCCCGCAAAUCCUCGGUGCCGUGGCAGCGCCUGGCCGAGGACGCGGCGGCCCCGGGCGAGCUCUACGGGCUGCGGCCGCUCGAGAAGCACGGGCGGCUCCUGGAGGCGCUGCGGGAGGAGCUGGCGGAGCUGCGGGAGCGCCUGGAGCGGGCGGAGGCGCGGGCGGCUCGGGCCGAGGAGCAGCACCGGGAGCGCCUGGAGCGGCUCCGGGGGCAGCUGGACGAGGGCAACGCCCGAGCCGCCAACCUGGCGGCCAGGCUGACGGCGGCCGAAGGGACCCGGAGGAAGGACCUGGAGCGGCUGAAAACCAGUGAGGAGAAGGGCCGGGAACUGGAGCGGCGGCUCUCGGGGCUGGAGCGGGAGCUGCGCAGGACUUGGGGACAUCCCCGCGCUGUCCCCGUGUCCCCAAGGGGCUGCGACGAGCCCGGCGACGACGCCCAGGCCACCAGCGUGUGACGCGGAAUGUCGCCGAGAUGUCGCGACAUGUCGCCGAGGCAAUAAACGAUGGCGUUGGCACCGAGCG